Orbicella faveolata is the source of this 4122-nucleotide messenger RNA. RefSeq lists its product as uncharacterized. NCBI's taxonomy places the organism in Eukaryota, Metazoa, Cnidaria, Anthozoa, Scleractinia, Merulinidae. Gene Ontology annotation, biological process: signal transduction. The record is from RefSeq and is a predicted model, not a curated record. Gene Ontology annotation, molecular function: ATP binding; protein binding; ATP hydrolysis activity.
UAUUUUUUUGUCAGUAUUGGUUUACAUUAUCCUUGGAAAGGCUGAUUGAGUGACUGAGUGUCUAAAUCUGGAACUUGCGACACGGGGGGCAAAUGGUACGGGAAUUAUCUUCGAAAGUUUUCGGAAAAUCCGGAAAUUGAUCAAUUUCCGAAAUACGAACCAUUCAAACGAAAAUUUCGGAUAUUCCGAGAGCAAAAUCAAAUCGGACGGAAAUUCCUGGUAAUAACUUUCCGUCCUUUCUGAAUUAUAUUUUGGGUUCAGCUCGCGAGGUUGUCCCCAUUUCCGGAAAUUCCGGAAAACGAUGUUCUAUUCACCGCUGGAAAUUCGGGAAAUGCAAAUCGUAAUUUUCGUCCUCAAACAUCCACCAAAGUAACAACCACUCACAAUCAGGGACAGUAUAUGGAACCUGUAGUUACCGUUUCACCUGUAUUUUCGUGUCACUGCAGAUGGAGCUUCCCUCAAGGAAGUCAUGACACCAGGCUCAGAGCUAUUACAAACAAUGGCAGCCAAACUCAAUCGUGAAAUUCCAGGGAUCAAAGAUUGGCACCACCUGGCAUGCAAACUGGAAGUCCCAGUUGACAUUCGACAAGCAUUUGGCGGGGUAGGACUAAAAGGAAAGAGUCCUACAAAGGAAGUCAUGCAAUGGCUGGUUGCUCGGUUCCCUGACACGACCUUAAAGGAUGUUGUGAAGGCACUGGACAAGAUUCAGCGUAAUGAUGCCAUUCAGAUCAUAACAAGGCAAUUCCCAGACACCGUCGAUUCAUCUUUGGAGCGACUUGAUUCUUCAUUGAACGAUAGGGUUAGCAUCGACCUACCAAUUAACGAUCCAACAGGGGAGACUUUGUCCACUCGCUACAAGAGGGAAGAAUGCGGCUCUUCUAAAGGUAGGCAAGAGGACCUAAAGCGAGCAGGUCAUUGUGGGAAUUUACCAGAUGCUACUUAUUUAGUAGGCCGCGACGACACGUGCGAACAGAUUAUUUCUCUUCUUACUUCUAACAAGGCUGCUGAAAUUGUGGCACCUCCUGGGUACGGGAAAACCUCGGUGGUGGUAGAAGUCGCACACAGGAUGAUCAAAAGAGGAAAGUUUGUUGCUUACGUGAAACCUCGAGGUGUUACCUGCGUGGAGGACUUGGGAAGCCAAAUCAUCGAGGCCUUCGGUGCGGAUGCCAAUGAGGAUCCGAUAAAGGAAACUAUGCGUCGCUUAAGAGCCUUUGAACCCAAGAGCGUGGUGCUAAUCAUCGAAAAUAUUGACAACUUGCUACAUGUUGAGGAUCAUGAUCAAGUUAGCAACGAGGAAAGCGAUCAAGAAUCCGGGAUUUACUGUGCCAAAAUGCGUGGAAAAUACAAGAAAGAUGAUUUCUUGGCUUUUUUAACGGACAUGGGACAGUGCCCAGCCAUUCAUCUUGUCCUCACAUCGAGAGAAACCGUCGAUUUCAGUGUGUGUUUUGCAAGUGAACUGAUAGAAUUGGAGCCUUUAUCUGACGAGGAUUCUGCAACCCUGUUUACAAAGCGUGACAAAAGUCUAGACGACGAAUUGGUGAGGGAAUUGGUCAAGGUUUGUGGUGGAAUUCCGCUCGUCAUCUGCACUGUGUUGGCUAUUCUUAAGAAAGAAAAUCCACAGAACUUGAUCCGAAGGCUGUCGACAAGUACACCUCGUUUGCUCUUAAAAGAACUAAACCGCGACUUUAUAGCAAUCGAGAACCGCAUUGAUAAGUGUCUUGAAGUUUGCUUUAAUCGCUUGAGCGAGGAAAAGCAAGAUGUUCUUGUUAAGAUCUCCACAUUUCCACACGGAUUCACCGAGGAACAUUUUAUCGCCGUGUUUAAGCCGCCGCCUGAUCUUGAUUUGCAGGCGUGCAUGAAUCGUCUGAAACACAGCAGCCUUGUACGCUUUGAUCGAAGAAGCUGCCACUAUUCUCUCCAUCCAUUUCUUAGAGAUUAUUUUUCAUUGAUGCCGCAACACACAGCAGCCAAACCAGUUUUCAUUCGCCAUUACAGUGACUUAACUACCACGCUGUGUAAACAAUUUUUGAGUCGAGAUUCGAAGUCUGCCAUCGAACGUUACAGGAACGAAAAGGGAAACAUCCGAGAAGCCAUGACAUGGUGCGGAGAUGAUCAUCCUGAGCUUGACCAAACUACAAGGGAGCACUGCAUUCGCUGCUUUAACAAGUCAGCAGUGUUUCUUGCCAAAAUGAUGAGGAAACAAGAGUUUGAGUCACUCUUCUGCAAGCUUUCGUACCGUUGUCGCUACGACAUGCACCUUUACAGUGCUUGCUUGACAAAUAUGGGAAUGAAAAUAGUCUUAAGCUGCACGUGCACACCACACAUCUGUCCCAUAGCAUUGCAUCGAGCCAAGUGCUUAUUGUCACGUGCAAAUGAAAUUCAAUCAAGUCUCGCGGCCUUUGAUGACGCUACUCGCGCCCAGUGUCUGAGCAAGCUUGCAUUCUGUUUUGUUCGCGAGGGGCACGUUGACAGUGGUUAUGAUCUUCUCAACCAGGCCUUAACAUUGAGAAAACAGCGCACGAAACAUUCAAUGAAGGAUAAAGACAAGGUCAUGUUUGCUGCUUGCUACAACGAUCUAGCAGCUUCGCAGAUGAUGCAACGGAAACACUUGGCUGCUAUUGAAACAAGACGACUUUUCGUAUUACCCGAUUAUGAAUCGAUCCUUGGUGACCACCCCUUUGUGGCAACAACACUGAGUAAGAUUGCUAAUAGUUACCAUGCUUUGGGUGAUUACGACAACGCCAUUAAAUUUACCCGCCGAGCGCUUGAAAUCCGCAAACAACUACUGGGGGACCAUCAGGAAACUGCGCGAUCUUUGUACGAUUUGGGCGUGGCCCUCUCUGCGAGGAAAGAAUACGAAAGCGCCCUUGAAAGCCUUGAAAAGGCAGUUUCUCUGCAGGAGGAGGUGUUGGACACACACGACGAGUUGAUACACACUCAUCAAGCUAUGUCGCUUGUCCUCAAGGGCUUGGGAAGAGAGGAGGAAGCUGAGAGGGAAAUGGAACUGGCGGCGGAGAGUGCGAAAAGAUUGGAUUCCCUGGAAGUCCCUUUGGAAAUCUUCCAGACCAGCGAAGAAAAGGAAUGGGUGGUGUCUGAUCCUGUACCCAUUAGCAGCAGCCAUGCGCAGGUGAAUGCUGGACGUGACUGUUCACGGAAAAGCAUAACUUGAAAAGCUUAAACCACUUGACAAGGACCAAUUUAUUGGCGAGCCGUUAACCCGCGUGAUACGGACUGAAGUUCUCCGAGUAUAGUAGUGGUGCACUAGGUCAUGCAAUGCCGAACAGUCUUGUAAGCAAACCUCGAAAUGAUGGUUCUGACGCAUAAAAGAAAGAUGAAGAGAAGUAUUGCGGUGCUUAAAGGUGGACAAAACUUGAGGAGACUUUGAAAAUGUUUUUUAGUUUGUUUGUUCCGUAUAUAUUUCAUUCUUGUUUUUACUGUUUGCAUCUUUCGAGAAAAAAACUUACACAGGCAAAAGUUGUACAAAAUUGUCUAGCAAACUUAUUGUCAUGCGAAACACAGUUACUUUUACGAGUAUCAUUUAGAAAAGUAAAGCGAGCAAAUGAACGGACGAGUGAAAGUAGAGUAGUGUCUUACUGGGAACAUUUUGACUGUUUUCCCAUUGAAAUUAAGGUCGAUCGUUCCAAACGCAGAAUCUUAAAUGAUAUAAGACUCUAUUGAUAGUUAAACUAAUAUUCGCCAGCUUUUUGGCGAUAUACGUUAUUCAAAGAAAAUGGUCAUCCGAUUCGUCACGUUAUCAGGUACAGUCCAAAUAAUAUGUCAAGCCAAGAAGGGAUGCCGAGUUUUAUGAUUGAUAUCAGGGAAAUUGUCCAGUUCAGUGCUGCAAAUUCAACUACACACAUAGCGAGUCAACCAUGAAUUUCCUUUUACCUCUUGACUGAGGCCUUAAGUUGUUUAAUUUGCUAUUUAUGCAAUAGUUUAAUAUUUAAAUUUACGAAUUGCUAUUCAUUUUUAUAAAAUGAUUUUCUUACAAUCGAUCGUUUUAUGCACGAAUGGAUAUUUUGAAAUUUAAUUACAAAAUAAAUAUAUAUUUAUGUCAGUCGAAUCGAGACUUUAUAAGUCCAAUGUAACCAAUGACAAGUUUAUUAAUACGUCAUCGCAUCA